Messenger RNA from Symbiodinium necroappetens, 2271 nucleotides. NCBI's taxonomy places the organism in Eukaryota, Dinophyceae, Suessiales, Symbiodiniaceae. The record is from the annotation of a GenBank genome assembly.
AUGAUGUCCCUUAAAGCCCACGAACCGAUGGGGAUCGUUUUGUCGGCGGCAGCGGUGCUUCCACCGGCUUGGACGGGGCAGCUGCUGUUCCGGACCGCGGCUGGCGCUGAAUUCAGUCAAGUUUGCCAGGCUGACUUCUACGCUCUCCUUGCGGGGGUUUUCCAGUUCGCGCUGCUGUCGGCUGUUUCGGCGUGGCGGAUGCCCACGGCGAAGUUUCCGCUGCCGUUGGUGCUGGGGGCCGUGCAGGGAAUGGGGCACCUGGUUGGAGUUUUACUGGUCCCGCUCAUCAUGGAGACGCCCAUGCAGGAUGCCAUGGUGGUGGAGAGCCUUGUUCUGCCGAUCUUUGCCUUUCUCCUUGUCGGUGCCAGCGCGCAGCUGACCUGGGGCGUGCGCUUCCAGGUGGACGAGGAUUCCAGCACCUUGGCGGCGCUGAGGCGGCUCCAGCAAGUGAACUGGAAGCACCGCGGUCAGGAUGGGGAGCCCAACAGAACGGGCACGGGUCCAAUCGUCGGGGUGCUCAACCACUACGAGGAGACCAUCCAUCAGGUGGAGGCCGUGUUGGAUGCGAUAAGCAAGCGGCCCAAGAUGUCCAAGGAGGUGGUCUCCGAAUUCGGGGUGGCCUUGCACAAGAUUAAGGGGACGCUGACGUCGGGAAAACUUUUUAAGACGGAAGUCAUGGCACCGAGAUUCGAGCUAAGCCCGCCGAAUCCCGGGAUUUGCCCUGUGUUGCCAUCGCUGAGCGAUAGCUCUUUGCGCGAGCAGCUGAGGCAGGUGAGGUCCAUGGUCGACAACGAGCCGGUGGAGCACAUCAAGCCUCGGCUAUCGACUGGGUCGGAGCACGUGGAUCAAUCAGAGUCGCUUCUCACCGACGAAUUGCCGGGCAAUGUUUCGGAUGGGAACAAGAAGCCAGUCAAGUCCAGCAACCGCCUGGGUCCGCACCGGAGUCGCUCGGGGCCUGGGCAGAGCUCAAGCUAUGAGCGCUCAAACCGAUCAAGUGGUUCGAUGCGCAUCGACGAUCAGCUGGGCUUCCUGGCGCAGCUCCACCGAGGUCGUUUCAACGACAACAUGGAGGCGGAAGACAACGAGAUGCCAGAGCCGAUGAACAAGAAAGAUACUGCUUUCCUGGGUCGGUGGAAGUUUGACGCCUACGCUUUCGAACGCCAGCACGGCAACGCGCUGCUACACGCCGGCUUCACUGCGGGCGCCGAGUUCCUCUCGGAGGCCGGUGUCUGCAAUUAUCAGCUGGUCUUGAGGGGCUUCCUCCAAGACGUGCAGAGACAGUACCGUGACGUCCCGUACCACAACUACAUCCAUGCAGUGGAUGUGCUGAGCUCCUGCAUGUACUUCAUGUUCGAGGACCGGCGCGUCAGUCGCCUGCCGCUGUCCCCGAUCCCCCGGCUGGCAGGUUUCGUUGCAGCUGUGAUUCAUGAUGUCGGUCACUUCGGGAGGACCAAUCGGUAUCACAUUGCUCGCCACGAUCCUGUGGCCAUUUUGUUUAAUGACCAGUCCCCUCUGGAGAACAUGCACUGCACCAUCGGUUUCAGCAUCCUGCAGCAGCCGCACGCGGCCCUCUUCAAGCGGGAAAAGGAUCAGGAUGGUGUCAACGAGUGUACAGGCUUGCCGGAUGCAGACUUUGCGCUAUUGAGGCGAAUCGUGGUGGAGAGCGUGCUAUCGACGGACAUGGCGAAGCACUUUGAAACUUUGGCCAGGUUCAAAGCCUCGAUCAACUUCUGCGAGUCCCCUGCAGACCACUCCCGGUCCAACGAGGAGGCCCCGAUUUUCUCGGAGUCCUUGGCCGACAGAUCUGCCAGGGUGGUCUCUGUGUACCUGAAGGCAGCAGACAUCGGCCAUGCAGGGAAGCCCACAGACAUCACGAAGCGGAUGACCAUCCGCAUCCAUAUGGAAUUUUUCGCGCAGGGCCACGAAGAGCGGCAGCUUGGCCUGCCGAUCUCACCCCUCUGUGACCGGAACGACGUGAACAUCCCGAGUUCCCAGGUGGGUUUCCUCCGCCAUCUCGUGAUUCCCCUGUAUCAGGCUGUCCACUUCUACAUAACCAGCGACGACCUCCUGAGCGACUGUCUCAACCAACUCGAGGCAUACCUCAGCAAUUGGCAGUCUCCGACUCCCUGUGUCGUGAAUGCAGAUGUGCCAGAAGUCCUCUCUGACGACGAAGGGCCUGGAGGGGCAGACUCCUGUGCAGUCUCCUCUUUCGGGGUGGGCGUCUUCCCACAGGAGCAGAUAGUCAAGCUCAUCAACGGGUCAAACGCCUGA